This is a messenger RNA of Mesitornis unicolor (brown roatelo), 875 nucleotides long. RefSeq names its product renalase, FAD-dependent amine oxidase (gene RNLS). Gene Ontology annotation, cellular component: extracellular region. Gene Ontology annotation, molecular function: oxidoreductase activity, acting on NAD(P)H. The record is from RefSeq and is a predicted model, not a curated record. NCBI's taxonomy places the organism in Eukaryota, Metazoa, Chordata, Aves, Mesitornithiformes, Mesitornithidae. Bases 1 to 738 code for a protein of 245 amino acids. The transcript is spliced from 6 exons.
AUGACGCUUGUUCUGCUGAUCUUCAUCUCUGCUGCCAUCGCCUUGGCACCAAGAGAUGGCGUUCCCAUGUACUCCGAGUUGUCUCUUGCAAAGCAGAUUAGUAAGCAGUCUCCAACUCCGGUCUUUCAACUUGACCAUGGUGCUUUUGUCUCUGAGCUACGACUCCUCAUGUGCCUCACUCCACCAGCCAUACCUCUGAUUUCAACGCUUCCCUCAGCGCAUGGUGACAUAAACAUAAUUAAUGAAAGUCAAAAGCAGCAACUGGAAUCUGUGAGCUACUCUUCCCGCUACGCUCUGGGACUUUUUUAUGAAGCUGGUACACAGAUUGAUGUCCCCUGGGCUGCACAGUACAUCACCGAUAAUCCCUGCAUACGCUUCAUCUCCAUCGAUAAUAAGAAACGCAAUAUAGAGUCUCCUGAAAUUGGGCCCUCAGUUGUAGUCCACACAACUGUGACAUUUGGAAGCGAGCACCUGGAUUCAGACCCAGCAGAGGUGCAGCAGUUGAUUCUCAGUCACUUGGAGAAAAUUGUGCCAUCCUUGCCUAAACCAGCUGGCAUCAAGUGUCAGAAAUGGAGAUACUCUCAGGUUACAAAAGCCGUGCCCAAUUGUUCAGGACAAAUGAUUCUUCACACUCAACCUCUCCUGAUUUGUGGGGGUGAUGGAUUUACUCGUUCCAACUUCGAAGGCUGCAUAGAUUCUGCAAUGAGUCUUGCAGAGGCUGUGAAGUCUCAUUUAUAGCAAUUUCAAAGUUGGCUGCUAAUCAUAGUUGAGAUUUAUGAUGAAUUUUACUAUGCUGGAUUAAAUUCUAGUUUAGUGUUAAGAUCACUGGACUUUAUCUUGCAAAAAUAAAUAAAGGAAGAUCUAUUGGUGUGCUG